AUGUCCUUACCACAGGGCUUUGGUAGUCAGAGGAAGACUAGAGUGUGUAGACUAUUCAAGUCCCUAUAUGGUCUGAAGCAGGCCAGGAGGCAAUGGAACCUGAAGCUGACUUCAACCCUUGUAGACUCUGGUUUUAGCCAAAGCAAACUAGACUAUUCCUUAUUUACCAAAAAGAGUGGUAGGGAUAUAGUAAUCAUAUUAGUAUACGUAGAUGAUCUCCUAAUUACAGGAAGUGACAAUGAUCUAAUACAAGAUGUCAAAAGGAUUCUGAAUGUUCAGAAUCUAAGUCAAUUCAUGAAUGCACCAAAGCAAUCUCACUAUGAAGCAACCCUAAGAGUAGUAAAAUAUGUGAAAAAUAGCCCAGGGAAAGGUCUUCUGAUGAGUAGCAAACAGAGUGGCAAGGUUAUGGCAUUUUGUGAUGUUGAUUGGGCAUCAUGCCCAGUAACCACAAAAUCAGUAAUAGACUAUUGCAUAAAACUUGGAGAUUCAAUGAUUUCCUGGAAAUCCAAGAGCAGAGUACAAUUUCAAGAAGCUCAGCAGAAGCAGAAUACAAGAGCACUAUGGCCACAACUGUAG
Molecule: messenger RNA, 576 nt
Organism: Nicotiana tabacum (common tobacco)
Lineage: Eukaryota; Viridiplantae; Streptophyta; Magnoliopsida; Solanales; Solanaceae
Source: RefSeq, a predicted model, not a curated record